Messenger RNA from Mytilus californianus (California mussel), 2586 nucleotides. RefSeq lists its product as uncharacterized. The coding region runs from base 137 to 1216 and encodes 359 amino acids. Lineage: Eukaryota; Metazoa; Mollusca; Bivalvia; Mytilida; Mytilidae. The transcript is spliced from 5 exons. The record is from RefSeq and is a predicted model, not a curated record.
GCAAGUGAAGCGUAUAAUAGAUGGUGAUGUUCUUGUUUACAUGUUGCUAACGUGAGAAGAAAAGAAAGAACGACCAGAUUUUGCAUUUAAAUUUCCAUUGAUAAGAACCUUGAUAAGGCAAUAAGGGGUUAUCAUAAUGUAUUCUCAUACAAACCAGAAAAUUGACGAAAUAAGGCGGGAUAUUGAUAAUAUAGCCCAAAGUGGGAAUUAUUAUUGUACGCAAGAAAUAGGCAGAGAAUUAUCAAAUAUUCGAAAUGGACUUGAUCAUAUGAGACUUGACAACAAUAUAUCAUCAACUUCAAAAUUCAAAGGAAGUCCUGGCAUAAAUACAUACACAUCAGGUCCUCCUGAUUUAGAUAGAGUAAGCAAUCACCUAUCACAUCUCAAACAUGUUAUGGAUAUUGAGAAUCUACAGGGUAAACAGGAAAAUCAGUUACGUGAAAGACAUCAUUACGCAGUGCAGAAUCUACGUGGAAUCCAGCAGGAUCUGGAUCCCCACACUUACCAGGCUGCAGAUAGAAUUCGUCAGUUUGGGGAUCACAUAGGUGUCACUGACAGCUACACUGGUUACCGUAACAAUCUCUCCCGAGGAUCCAGGGAACCAUUCCAAAUGAGAACAGCAUGGGCGGAUAAGAAUUGCAAUACUGGAUACAUGGGUGCUCUAAAUGCUGCUAGGAAAUUUCAUGAAGACAGAGAAAGGCAGUCAGCAAUGAUGAGACCAAAGACUGCCCCAUCAUUACUUGGAAGUAAAAUACAGUAUGGUUUUAAUGCACAACCAAAGUUUGAUUACAGAGGUUACCAGACAAUUGACAGUAUAUACCCACGCAGCAAUACUUUUCAUCAGACCAGUGGUCCUGCAGUUAGUUGGAAAUUGAACGAGACCAAAGCAGAAAACAGUUUAAAUAAAUUUCCCAGGGAAAGUCCAUAUCAGACCAUGACUACCACAGAUCCAAGAGGAAUGCAGUGCAUGUCUGUUCAGGAACAGGCAGGGAUCAAUACAAGAUUCCCAGGACCAACAGAGUAUUCGACCAAGUUUGAGCGACCCCCAAUGGACAUACCGACAAGUGCAUUUAACAUUAAUCCAACACCAAACUUCCACCUUCAUGGACGUCCACUUGGAACGGAAACAUAUGAUGCCUGUAAUACAGAGUAUCAAGUUAGAUACGAAUGGCCUGAUAGCAAUAAAAUUGUGAGAAUGCCAUGGUUACGAAAAUAGACAUAAUAUAAAAAAAAUUUAAUUUGCAAAUUCAUCAAGCUGUAAUUUUUAAUAUUGUUACUUUGCUAUAGUGUUGUUGAGAUACAGUUGUUGCAAUGGUUUUACAUGGAGGAUGGUGCCAGUGAUUUUUAUAGGAAAAAAAUCGUGUAAUUUGGAAAGAAAGAUCUGAUGUAAAUAAGCCUUUAGACAAAUCAGCAUUAGUUUCUAUUUAGUAAAUUCUAUUAACUCUUCACUAAUAUGUUAUAUUCAAGAAAGAUGCAAAGACUAAAACUUAAUGUAGAAAAGCUUCAUAGAUAGAAAUAUCAAAACACAUACAAUAUAUUACUCUAUAGGGCUUCUUUUUUCGUUCAUGGAUUUUGUUUAAAUGAAGAAAACACAAAACUCCUUAUCUUUCAAAUAAAAAUGAUAGAAUUAAAGAGAAAAAAAAAAAGAAAGAAAAGGAAAAGAAAGAAAUUUAAUAUUUUAUCAGUUUUGGACUCCCAUGAGUUCUAUUUCAUAAAAAGUUGUACAAAAUCAGGUUUUUGUGUAAACUCAACUGUAAGAGUAUUAAAAGUAUGUCCUUCCUAAUGCUUCGUUUUAGAAUAUAUUUGAAUAGAAUGCACAUGUAUAAAACCAGUCUGUGAAUUCAAAUUCACACAUGUAACAGGAAAACUUUUUUGUAUCAACUGAAAUCCUUGAAAUUUCAGUCUGAACGGUCAUUUGUCUUGAAACAUUCAAAAGAUGACCAAAUACAAGUCUGACUGUAACAAAGAAAUUGAUUAGCAUAGUUUAUUAACACAUAUCUUAUUAAAGGUAGCAUAUUGUAAUUUAUAUGUCUGAUAUAUAUAUAUUUAUUUAUUUUGAUAACAAUAUUUUCAAUCUUCUUUUUAAAAAGUUUUAUAUUUACACGUAAUUGUUGAAAUAUUAAUGUAAUUUGAAAUACUUAUACAUUUUUAGAUGUGGUUGUAACAUAAUCUCUUUAAGUUUUUUUAAGACUGUUUUUAUUGCUUCGUCUUUCUUUUUAAUUUAUUUUAUAGCAAAAAUUGAAAGGAUAUUAAAUUUACCAAAGAUUACAGAAAAUAUUAGCUAGGAUAUAUUAUAUAUUGACUGUUAUUGUUAGUUAUUGAUGGGUUGUUGUCCCUGAAUUUUGUUACAAAAGUUAUAAUUCCUGCACAGCAUUUGUUAAAAAUUUUGAUACAAAUUAUGAUAUUUAACUGUGUUUAAAGGAAUGUUGCAAUUUAAAAAGGAGCUUGCUCACUUACUCUAAAUCAAAUAGCAUAGUAUAGGGGAGAUAACUCUAUUUUCUAUGUCCUUUGUUAUGUAUUGUAUCUGUGAUCAUUAUAGUAAAAUUGCCUUAUUCUGUCAUAUUGGCGAUAAAAAUUAUCAUAAUA